AUGAAAAAAAAAUUCGAAGAGGAGAAUAAAGCUUCCUACAUAUUAAAACACAAUAACAAUGAGUUCAAAAUAGACAUUUCUUAUUUUACGCAAUUACAUGAACAUAAAAUAAAUAUAUAUAAAUUACAAAGUAAUUAUGUUAAUUUAUGUUCUAGUACUUAUGUGAAUAAAAUAAAAUUAGGUUUUAAAUAUAACGUGUUAAAGACAUAUUUGAUAGAAUUUACAUAUCCUUUUAUUCAUGUUAGAACAAUAGAAAUUAAUAAAAAGUCUUUUUUAAAAUAUGAAAAAAAUAAUAUGGAACCUAAUGAAUGUACUAAAACAAUUGAGAAUGACAGUAAUUAUAUUAAUAAUAUAAAUGAUUCGAAUAAAAAAGUUGAGAAAAUAUGGUAUAUAAUGAAUAAUUAUAGAAAUAAUUAUCUUGGUGUUUUAUUAAAUUUUAAUACAUUAGAAGAAUUUUUAAAAUGUAAUAAAGAUGAUCAUAUAAAUUAUACAUUAGAUAAUUUAAAAUGUUAUAUAAAUAAUGACAAAAAGGAUAUAUGUUGUAAGGAUAUGAAUUUAUAUAUUCAUGACAAUAUUUAUGAAGAUACAUUUUGGGAAUAUAAAGAGAACUGUUUAACUGUUUUAGAAAAGAUAAAUAAAUAUUUAAUACUUAGUUUUUUAGAUUUAAAAAAAUAUAUAUGUUAUUAUAGUAUAGCAAAUCCUAUUAUAAAACCAAAAGAUAAUUAUUAUAAAUUAAUAAAAAAUAGUACAAGAUAUUUUUUCUAUAUAGAUUCAAAAUAUGUUUAUAUAAAUACAGAAAAUAGACAUAUCAAUAUUAUAGAUUUAUUUUAUCUAUCUUAUAAAAUAGAUGACUAUUUUAAUAAUUACAAAAUGUUCCUUAAUACUAAUAUUUUUUUAUUACUUAAAUUUGAUAAUAUUCCUCUUCAUACAAUGAAUAAUCAAGACUAUUAUGAUGAAUACAUUAAUAAAUUUUAUACUAAUAUUGAAUGUGAAGAAGAACAAAAAUCAAAGAUAGAGUUUUAUGAAAUUAAUAGUUUUUAUAAAUUGUUUCAAUAUUUAAAACUUCAUGAUAUAUCACAAAAUUCUUAUCACCCUAUGGUAAAUAAAUCUUUUAAUAAUAAUAAUAAUUAUAAUCAUCAUAAUAAUUCUUCAAUGUUACAUAAAAAUUAUGAUAUGGUUAUAUUACCUAUAAAUGCACUAUCUGAAUUAAAAGAAGAUAUAAAAAAUUCAAAAGAUAAAAUCUUAAGAUAUAUUAAAAAAGAUUUUUUUGAUUUAUAUAUAUGUUUUAUUGAUAUCAAUUAUAUUUUUAAUUCUUUAUCUUGGGAUUUUAGAAAUUUAUUAUAUUGUUUAACUCUAAAAUAUGAGUUGUAUGAUUUUCAAAUCGAUGUAUUAGCUUUUAGAGAUAUCUCUUUAUUAAGAGAACAGUAUGUUGGGACCUUCAAAUCUCAAGAGGGAUUUAUUUGGCGCUAUCCCAAAGUUGUCAUGAAGAGAGAAAGUAUAAACAAUCCAAGGAAUUAUAAUGAUAAAAAUAAUGAUAAUAAUAAUUAUGAGUAUAGUCAUAAUAAUAAUUAUGAGGAUAGUCAUAAUAAUAAUUAUAAGGAUAGUCAUAAUAAUAAUUAUAAGGAUAGUCAUAAUAAUAAUUAUGAGGAUAGUCAUAAUAAUAAUUAUAAGGAUAGUCAUAAUAAUAAUUAUGAUGAUAGUGAUCUACAUAAAGACAUAGAUAUGGAUAAGGAUAAGAACAAUUCUUUUCAUUAUAAUCAUAUUAAUAAUUGUCUAUCUCAUCAGGAUGUCUGUUUUUGUUCGGUUACAAAAAUGUGCAAAGUUAAUUAUAAUUCUAUUAAAGAUUGUAACAAUGAUUGGAGAGAUGAUCUUACAAAUGAGUAUUCACAUGAUAUGAAUCCAAUACAUGAAGAUAUAGAACACUCAUCUAGUCAAUAUGAAAAUAAUAUGAGCGUUAAUAAUACUUACAAAAAGGAUAAUAGAAACAUUAAACACAACCAUAAUAAUAUAUACCAUAAUCAUCUAGUUAAGUAUAUUUUAAAUUCGUCCUUAUUUCAGGUGAGGGUUCCUGAUAAGGUACACUUUAUAUAUGAUAAUGAAUCCAAUUAUGUGGACAUAAAUUUAAAUGUUAAAAAGGAUGAUUCAUUAAAUAAACAAGAUAUAAACAUAUUAGAAAAAAAAAAAAAAGGUGACACACGCAUUAUAAAUAGUUAUUUAAAAUCCUUUAGUCAUGAUAAAAUUGAUGAUUGUAUAGAUGUAUCUAGUAAUUUAGGGUUUAGUAUAAAUAUAAGAAAAGAAGAUAACCAUUUAACAACUGGAAUGAAGUAUAAAGAUGAAGAAAUUGAUGUAUUACAUAUUUCGGGAGACGAUGAAAAUAAAAUGAAUAAUAAUAUGAAUAAUAAUAUGAAUAAUAAUAUGAAUAAUAAUAUGAAUAAUAAUAUGAAUAAUAAUAUGAAUAAUAAUAUGAAUAAUAAUAUGAAUAAUAAUAUGAAUAAUAAUAUGAAUAAUAAUAUGAAUAAUAAUAUAAAUAAUAAUAUGAAUAAUAAUAUGAAUAAUAAUAUAAAUAAUAAUAUGAAUAAUAAUAUAAAUAAUAAUAUGAAUAAUAAUAUGAAUAAUAAUAUGAAUAAUAAUUUAAAUAAUAAUAUGAAUAAUAAUAUAAAUAAUAAUAUAAAUAAUAAUAUAAAUAAUAAUAUAAUAAAUAAUUAUAAAAAAUUUUGUUGUGAUAACAAAGUGUAUAAUAUUUUAUGUGGAUGGAAAUAUUAUGAAGAUAAGAGAAAACAAAAGAAAAGUAUUAUAUGUAUAAUCAAUUUGAAUGAUUUUAUAAAUAAAGAUACAAUUCAAAGAAUUUCCUUAGAAUUAAAUAUAAAAUUAAUAAAAUGGAAGAUAUUAAAAGAUUUAAAAUUUGAACAUAUAAAAAAAUUAAAAAUAUUAAUUAUAGGAUUAGGUACCUUAGGUUGUAUGGUAGCUCGUAAUUGUGUAUCAUGGGGAAUACAACAUUAUACUUUUGUGGAUAAUUCACGUGUAUCCUUUUCCAAUAUUAGUAGGCAAUAUUUAUAUACAUUAGAAGAUGCAGAGAAGUAUGGUAAUAUAGGUGAAUAUAAAUGUGUAGCAGCAAAAAAAAACUUAUUAAAAAUUUGCCCCGAUUUAAAUAUAACAGCAAAGGUAAUGGAUAUACCUAUGCCUGGACAUUUAAAUUAUUUGAAUGAAAAUCUUGAGGAUACAAUAACUGAGUUGGAUAAUUUGAUUAAUAAUCAUGAUGUAGUAUUUUUAUUAACUGAUUCGAAAGAGUCUCGAUAUUUUCCAUGUUUAAUGAUAGCCGAGAAGCAAUAUAAUUCUUUGAAGGAAUUACAAGAAGGUGUGAAUGAUUAUAGUGAUGAUAUAAAUAGUAAUAAUAAUAAUAAUAAUAUUAGUAUUCGUAGUAGUAGUAUUAGUAGUAGUAGUAUUCGUAGUAGUAAUAAAUUUACAGAACAUGAUAAUGUGUUAUGUGAAGAAGAAAAUAUGAUUACACAUGAAUAUAUAAAGAAUAUAAAAUGUAGAAAAAUUGUGGAUAAUUCUUUAAAUAAUAUAUCAUUAUAUGAACAAAAUAAUAAUAUAUAUAAAUCUCUAAAUAAUAUACAUAUGUAUGAUAGAUAUCAAGAAAUCUUUUAUAAUAAUAUUCUUACGAGUGUAAAAAGAUUAUGUAAAAUGCCUCCUUUAGGUAUUACGGUAGCAAUAAGCUUUGAUUCAUUUGUUGUGUUAAGACAUUCUUAUUUAUAUUUUAAAGGUGCAUGCUAUUUUUGUAAUGAUAUGCAUUGUCCUUCAGAUUCUUUAUCCUAUAGAACAUUAGAUGAAAAAUGUACAGUUACUAGAUGUGGUAUAAGUAAUAUAAGUAGUAGUAUAGCUACAGAAUUAUUAUUAGCCUUAACACAACAUCCUUUAUAUUUUUUUGCUCCACAUAUAGACAAAGAUCAAUAUAUAUAUAAUUAUGAUAAUGAUAUUAAUCAAAAGAAGAAUUCGGACAUUUCUAAUAUAUUCACUUCAUGUUUAGGUGCUACGCCCCAUAUAAUGAAUUUUAAUUUAGCCAAUUUUACAAUUAAAAAAAUAUUCUGUGAACCUUUUGAAAAAUGCAUGUGUUGUUCAGAACGUGUAAUACUUAAAUAUCAGGAGGAUAAAAUAGAUUUCAUACGAAAUGUUAUUAGGGAUAGUUCCAUUCUAGAAAAAAUUACAAAUAUGGAUCAACUCAAAGUUGAAGAGAAUGAUGUUAUAAUCUUGGAAUAA
Molecule: messenger RNA, 4257 nt
Organism: Plasmodium reichenowi
Lineage: Eukaryota; Apicomplexa; Aconoidasida; Haemosporida; Plasmodiidae
Product: autophagy-related protein 7, putative
Exons: 2
Coding region: 1-4257 (1418 amino acids)
Biological process (GO): cellular response to nitrogen starvation; protein modification by small protein conjugation; autophagosome assembly
Cellular component (GO): cytoplasm; phagophore assembly site
Molecular function (GO): Atg12 activating enzyme activity; Atg8 activating enzyme activity
Source: RefSeq, a predicted model, not a curated record